Bacillus rossius redtenbacheri is the source of this 1818-nucleotide messenger RNA. It is a transcript of the gene msl-2, whose product is annotated as E3 ubiquitin-protein ligase msl-2. Gene Ontology annotation, molecular function: ubiquitin protein ligase activity. Lineage: Eukaryota; Metazoa; Arthropoda; Insecta; Phasmatodea; Bacillidae. Bases 456 to 1703 code for a protein of 415 amino acids. Gene Ontology annotation, biological process: protein ubiquitination. The record is from RefSeq and is a predicted model, not a curated record. Gene Ontology annotation, cellular component: MSL complex. The transcript has 4 exons.
AUUUCCAAACAAUGAAGUUGUGCGCUCUUGUUGGCAAAAUGCGCUAGGCGGUAUUUGUUUAUAAUGGAAAAGAGCAUUCUUGAGUUAUGCGUCUGUUACAAUCAUAAUAAUACUGAAUUAAAAUAUAUUACAUUUUGUGUGUCAAAGACUUACUGCUAUACCACUUUUUAAUAUGAAACAACGAAACGGUGCUUAUUAUGCUAACAACAAUACUUAACCAAAAUUGUAUGUUAUCGUGAAACAUUACCUACACAUGUGUUUUAUCUAUAUUUAUUUAUUGUUGAAAAUUUUUUUGUGUUUUAAAAAUGAGGUAUUAGUCAGCAACUUGUUAUGUUCGUCGUUUCUGAUAAAUUAAGUAUUGUUUCUGGGCGAGUGUGUUUCGCGCGUUUGUGGUAAUGAGUAAGCGAGUGUUGAUGGGAGACUUGUAAGUUCAGACCGCUGGGCACGGGCUUACUAUGAACGCCACGAUGAAUGCUACGAGCUUGUUUGUUUCCACGAGCCGCCUGGUGCUGCAAGCUGACGCGGAGGACCCGGCCACUUGGCUGGAUCUGUAUCGCCUGGUACCUUAUCUGCGGCAGUCUCUGUCCUGCACCGUGUGUGGCAACCUCUUAAUACAGCCUUACACACCUGUCGAGAGCAACUGCCAGCAUCACGUGUGUCGCUCCUGUAAGGGGGGGCGGAAGAAACUAAAGCCAACUUGCAGUUGGUGCAAGAACUACGAAAAAUACAUUGAAAAUAUCCAGUUGAGAAUUUUGUUACAGUGUUACAAAAAGUUGUGUGAAUAUGUCACGAGUACUGCAAUAUUUUCGAAACUCACGAUCGUCGGUAACAACGUGUCGAGUGGCACGACGAGCUUGAAAGACUUGAUACAAGAAGGUGCCGGGUUUAGAGACGUAUACAAAAGUCAAGCGGGGUUGUCCAAAUCCGCGUAUAGCAUAUUGCCGUGUAUUUAUACAAGUACAUCCACACAGACACAGACCGCGCUGGCAGCAUCCAGAGUUCAGUCUCUGGAGCAGCCUGUGAGCCAGAAUAACGGACUGUCGUCUCUGGAGCUACUGGAAGAUCAGUCGCUGCAUCCGGAGUCGUCUCUGUAUUCCGUCAUGUACCCGGGCGAUGGUAAUAAAAUAACCAUUAAGAGGAAAGCAACAGACUUUGACCAAGUCGGAGAUGGCAACAGCUGGAGUGGUGCUGAUUCCUUACCGCUGAGCAGCCUGAAGAAGCUCGGGGCCGGCCGGACGGGCGCCAGGAGCCGCGGCGGCGCCCGCACCAUCAACAAGCGCAAGGGCUGUCGCUGCGGCAACGCCACGCCCACGCCGGGCAAGCUGACCUGCUGCGGCCAGCGCUGCCCCUGCUACGUGGCCAGCAAGGCGUGCGUGGAGUGUCGCUGCCGCGGCUGCCGCAACCCGCACCGCCCCGGCGGGCACAAGGUGCGGCCGAUGCUGCAGGACCUGCAGUCCUUCGAGUUCCACCACUUCAACAGCUCGGACGGCACGGCGCUGUCCUUCGCCGACGCCAGCCUCGCCAGCCUGGACGACCACUGCCUCACCAUGGACUCCACCGAUCUCAACUCCGGCACGGUGGAGGUGCUGAGCGUGUACGCGGCGCAGCGCAACGGCCUGGACACGGACCUGCCCUCGGCGCUGCUCGUGGACGACACAGACAUGUCCGACAUCAGCGACAUCGACAUCGACGUGGACAUGUGAUGGCCCGUCCCUAGCGCUCCUGCUCACGACAGUGGACCGUGUAGUUCUAAAUGUUUUUUAAAACAUUUCGUCCCGUGUACAAAAAAAUGUGUUUUGAGCUGCAGAAUUUUGUAAA